Drosophila busckii is the source of this 4647-nucleotide messenger RNA. It is a transcript of the gene Fhos, whose product is annotated as FH1/FH2 domain-containing protein 3. Gene Ontology annotation, biological process: actin filament network formation; cortical actin cytoskeleton organization. NCBI's taxonomy places the organism in Eukaryota, Metazoa, Arthropoda, Insecta, Diptera, Drosophilidae. The record is from RefSeq and is a predicted model, not a curated record. Bases 92 to 4279 code for a protein of 1395 amino acids. Gene Ontology annotation, molecular function: actin filament binding. Gene Ontology annotation, cellular component: cytoplasm; cytoskeleton. The transcript is spliced from 16 exons.
AAAGUGAAUCUCUAAAUAAAAUCAUUCAAAAGAAGGCGGCAACACCAAGAGCAAGGAAAACGCUUCUGCGUGCUGCCAGCAAUUUGCGAAAAUGAUUGUGAAAAUGGAGCCCGACGAGCUAAUCACACUUCGUGUGCAGUAUCUGCUCGAUAGCGAUCCGCUGGAUGCCACCACCGCCUUUCCCAUUCCAGUGCGUGCACCCACUUACGCCUUUGCCACCACCAUGCCGCUGGCGACGCAGUUGGUCACCAUCCUGCGACUGCUGAAUGCACCACAGAGCAUUGAUGAUGCGGCCAUACAGGUGUACAAGGAUGGAGACUUUGGCGCCUAUCUGGAUCUGGAAUCAUCGCUGGCGGAGCAGACUGAGGAAAUCGAGGGGCUGCAGGCGAGUCGCAAAAACUCGUUGGUGGUGCGCACACAGCUGAGCGUGCGGGUUCAUGCGAUCAUAGAGAAGCUACUCUCCGCAGAGGGCAGCGAUCUGCGACGUGCGCUGUUCUCACUCAAGCAAGUAUUCCAGGAGGAUAAAGAUCUGGUGCAUGCCUUUGUUGCCCUCGGCGGUCUUAAUUGCCUUGUCCGCGUCGGCAACUGCGCCGAUCAGAACUAUCAAAACUAUAUACUGCGUGCCCUGGGCCAGGUCAUGCUAUACGUGGACGGCAUGAAUGGCGUUAUGAAGCAUCAGCCCACCAUGGAGUGGCUUUACUCGUUGAUCGCCUCCAAUUAUCGUUCUGUGGUCAAAACAGCGCUCAAGCUGCUGCUUGUAUUCGUAGAAUACGCUGAAUCCAAUUGCUAUGUACUGGUGAGCGCUUUGCACGCAGUGGAUAAUGCUCAGGGUACGCUGCCCUGGACAAAUAUAAUGAGACUUCUCAAAGACUAUGAUAAUGCAGAUGCAGAGCUCGUAAUCUAUGCUACAUCGUUAAUCAAUAAAACCUUAGCAGGACUCAAUGAUCAAGAUAGUUUCUAUGAUGAAAGUGAUUUACUGGAGCAGCAGGGCAUGGAGACAGUUAUACAGCGUUACAUGUCCAAGCCAGGCACUGAUCUCGAUCUGCUGGAUCAGCUGCAGUUAUAUGAGGCGGUCUUGAAAUUUGAAGAUGGUGAAUCUGAUGGCCAACGACUGCCUCAGAAUUCCAUGCGCAAGACGCAACGCUAUCGUCCCGGCUCCAAUACCACAGAGCGCCGCAAGUCCCGACGUCAUAGCACAGACAAUAGUCCAGCGCCCUUGACCAAGGUGCUGCCCACAGCGGUGCUACGCAUGACGCCCACUCAGGCCACAUUGGAUGAGGACGACAGCUCCGGCUCUGCCAACUCUACAGAGUUCAGCAGUGGACUGUUUCAAGAGAAGAAACCACGGGAUAUGGCUGGCGUUACGCCAGGACUGCGUCGGCGUCGUGAGCGCGCUGAGCGUCAUAAGAGUUUCCUUAAAGAACAGGAGGAGGCAGCUGCCAAUGGGAUAUUCGCUUUGCAGUCAGGUCAGCGUGAGGCCUACGGCCAAAUUGUAACCGCCAUACCUGCUACCAUACAAAGCGGCGAGAGUCCACCGCAGUCUUUGCUGCCUGAGCUAGCUAACAACAAUGCAAAGCACACGAACAACAACAGCAACAACAACAGUGGCUGCAUUAUUGAGACGCCCAACAACAGUUUGCUCCUGAGUCCCACCAAGCAGCUGCUGAGCGGCAUCAAUAGCAUCUCCAUAAUCAACAACAGCUUUGACAAGCUUAACAAUAACAGCAAUAGCAAUAGCAAUAGCAAUCAGCAUGAGUUCCUUACCAAAAAGAAUCUCUUUCGGGAGCGCAACGCAACUGUGAUCAAUGGCAUUAAGAAGAAUAUACAGCAGACAGACAGUGCCUACAAAAAGUAUGAGAACGAUGAAAAUCGGCUUAACAACUACUACACGCAGCUAAAUCAAUCGCCCAAGCAUCAAACCCCCACACAGGAUGUGCUUUCACCUAAGAAGGCUUUGAAUGCCACAGACUUUGACUUUACGCCACUUAGCCCUGCAGCGCUUAAGUUGGAUUCACCGCCGGAACCAGCGCCGCUGAGUCCGGUACAUAAGCCUGCGGCUGUGGUGCCGCCGCCACCGCCACCACCACCACCGCCUCCGCUAGGCUGGUGGAUUUAUCCAGUUGCCAAAGCUGCUAGCUCCCUAACCAGUACUAACAAUCAGUCCAAGCAAAUCAGUGUGGAGUCCACAGAUCUGGAUGGAAAGGACAUGCUGCUGCAGCUAAAACGCGACCAUACGGUUAAGGAUCUAACCCAGAAGCUAAGUAAUCUGCCCACCAGUCCCACACAGGAAUCGGGACAACGCGCCAUUGUGGGCGACAUGUCUGGUCUCAUUCGAAAGCCAAAGAGGGGCUGCAAAAGCGAAGAGCAAGGUGAAAUUGUUCGAGCCUCAUCAAGCGUUGAUCAGGAACUGAAAAAGUCCGAACCGAAGAAAUCUGAGAACGAACUACACUGGGAGGAAUUAGUGAGAGGUAUAACGCGACCUUUGAAUUUAUGCGAUAUGGACUUUACGGACUUGCAUUCGGACGAUGAGAAGGAUGUGCUGGCACCGCGUGGCUUGGGCGCUGGUAUACCACCACCACCGCCGCCGCUAGGUGGCGGUAUGGUGAUGCCACCACCCAUGAUGCCGCCCAGUCUGGCGCCACCACCGAUGUUUAGCUAUGGCGGCUAUGGCCCAAGUAGUCUGACCAAUAGCGUCAAUAGUUCCAUGAAUGGUUCGGAGAAUGGCGAUCUGGCAAAUGGGACAAAUACCAUAAGGAAGACGAAGAAAACUGUCAAGCUAUUCUGGAAGGAAGUUCGUGAGGAUAUGAUACCUCAGGUGGUGGGCAAAACCAUUUGGGAUGAGCUGCCCAAUGCCAAUGUGGAUACCCAGAAGCUCGAGCAUCUCUUUGAGUCCCGCGCCAAAGACUUGAUGACCAAGAAACAACAAGAGUUGAACAAAAGCAAAGAGAUCAUAGUGCUGGAUCAUAAGCGUUCCAAUGCCAUUAACAUAGCCAUGACCAAGUUGCCGCCACCGCGAGCCAUUAAAGCGGCCAUAUUGAAAAUGGAUGCUACGGUCGUAACACGCGAGGGCAUAGACAAGCUGUUGAAUAUGUUGCCGUCGGAUGAGGAGCGCGGCAAGAUACAGGAAGCAAUGAUGUCGAAUCCGGAAAUGCCGCUGGGCAGCGCUGAGCAAUUUCUGCUGACACUUGCCUCCAUUUCGGAGUUGGGAGCGCGCUUGAAACUAUGGGCCUUUCGACUGGACUUUGACAAUAGCGAGAAGGAAAUUGCCGAGCCACUGAUGGAUCUCAAGCAGGGCAUUGAGAUAUUGCGUCAGAAUCGCACCUUCCGCUGCAUUCUCUCCACCUUGCUCUCGGUGGGUAUUUUUCUGAACGGCGCACCUGUCAAGGGCUUUCAGAUUGAGUAUCUGGCCAAGGUGCCAGAGGUCAAGGACACGGUGCACAAGCAUUCACUGCUGCAUCAUCUUUGCCACAUGGUCAUGGAGACCUGCAGCGACACCAGCGAUCUCUACUCUGAAAUCGGCCCCAUAACACGCGCCUCCAAGGCGGACUUCACCGACUUGGCACACAACCUAACGCAACUGGAGUCUGAGUGCAAAGCCAGCUGGGAUCGUCUGAAGCUUAUAGCCAAGCAUGACUGUGCGCCGCCGCUGAAGCAAAAGCUUGUUGACUUCUUGGCUGACUGCGCCGAGCGUAUUAUAAUUUUACAAAUUGUGCAUCGUCGCGUCAUGAAUCGUUAUCGCAAGUUUCUGCUCUGGCUGGGCAUGCCGCAGCACAGUGUGGCAGAGUCGCGGCCAAAUGAGUUUUGUCGCACGCUCUCCGAGUUCGCGCUGGAGUAUCGCACCACCAGGGAGCGCGUGCAGCAGCAGCUGGAGAAGAAGGCCAAUCAUCGCGAGCGCAACAAGACGCGUGGCAAGCUCAUCAUAGACAUGGCCAAGUUCAAGGCUCAGACCAAAGAGGAUACGCAAGAUGCCGAGUUAAAGCAACUCUUGGGCACGGCCAGCGCAGACCAAGCCGAUGGCACACUCACCUGGCGACGUCGACGCGCGGAGCAGCUGCGUUCGCCCAUUGCGCGCCAAAGUGAGGAGCAGUUCACCGAUGGCGAUGAUGAAAUACUCGAAUCUCUGGUCAAGACAGCGACCAAGGCGUCUGGCACACGCACCACUCCCAGAGAGCGCAAGCGCACUCGCAAUGCGGAUCGCAAAUCAUUGCGCCGCACAUUAAAGAACGGUCUCACCGAUGAGGAGAAACAGCACGUGGCUGCUCUAAUUCAAACCUAUUAGAGUCCGCUCCACCAACUACAGCGUCAUUCCUCUACCAGUUGCAAUCCAAAUUUUAAGUCCCCCCCCCCACACACACACAUAAUAAACUUCAGUUUUGCCUUGUUAAUGUCACAAAGUCAGACUGGAAUUGGCGAUCUCACAAGAGCAGCGCGUAAACGCUAACCCCUUACCCCCCUACCUACUAUACGAAACUCAAAGCAAAUUCCCCGAAGAACUGAACAGUGGAACGAGCAAAGCUGCAACGAAAAAGUCCUUAGGAAAGCAAGAGGUUCUCUUGGGUUUUCUUUUUUAUAAUGAACUGUUACUUUGACUUUAUAAUUUUGUUUUUACUUAGCGCUAAGUAUUACCAUUAAUAACUAAAUAUAUAU